Molecule: messenger RNA, 561 nt
Organism: Tinamus guttatus (white-throated tinamou)
Lineage: Eukaryota; Metazoa; Chordata; Aves; Tinamiformes; Tinamidae
Source: RefSeq, a predicted model, not a curated record
AUGCCCACGGCAAAGCCGAGCAGCGCCGUGCGCGCCCCCGCGCUCCGCAGAGCCGCUCUCCCGCGAGGGGCAGCAGCGCCGGUGCCAGGCGCGCCGGCCCGGCUCUGCCGAGGGCCCUGCUCCCGAGGGGAAGGGAUCCAGAGAGGGCUUGUUAUCUACAUAUGCUUCUUCAAAGGUGCCGAUGAAGAUCUUGUUCCAAAAAUUGUCAAUACGCUGCUGAAUGUUCAGUUAAGUGAAAAUGAAAGUGGCAAGUACGUUUCCGUUCUUGAUUUGCCAGGCAGUGUGCUAAUCAUACCUCAAGCUACACUAGGUGGUAAGCCGAAAGGAAAAAGGAUGCAGUACCAUACCAACAUUGAAAAAGAAAAAGGGUUUGAACUUUAUUCUCAGUUUGUGUCUCUGUGUGAGAAAGAAAUUGCUGCCAAUGCCAAAUGCAUGGAAGCAGGUGUUUUGGUCAAGCAUGGCACAUAUGGAAACAGGCAGGUGUUAAACCUGGAUACAAAUGGACCUUUCACUCAUUUGAUUGAAUUUUGAAAAAAAAAAUAAAUGUUGUCUUGGAUACAG